UGUCAGACGCGCAGUCAUUAGAAACCAAUUAGAAAACAGUUUCUACAAUCUCAGCCAAGAAAUGGAGCUAUUGGAAUCCUCUUUUAACAAACUGAAGCAUGAGAAGGGCCAGAUACUAAUCAGUCACAACAACUUGACCAAGGAGAAUGACAGGCUUUGGAAAAUAGUAUCUAAGCUUGAGAGAGACUGCUGCCCAGAGAAUUGGUGGAAGCACAGCUCUAGCUGUUAUUUUAUCUCAGCUGUGGAGAAAACCUGGAAUGAGAGCAGACAAUACUGCAGAGAAAAAGAUGGAGACCUGGUGAUCAUCAAUAGCAAAGAGGAACAGGAGUUCUUAAAUGACAACAUGAAGGAGGGCAUGAAGGAGAUUUGGAUUGGCUUGAGUGACACAGACACAGAAGGAGUCUGGAGGUGGGUGGAUGGCACCCCAUUAACUGGGAGUUGCAGAAUGUGGAGAAUGGGAGAACCAAACGACAGUGAUGGGAAUGAGGACUGUGCUGUUUUCUGUAGAAUUACUCAAUCAAGCCCACAGCACUCCUCCAUUAGACGUGGCCAUCCAGCUACCCUCCAGGUCUGGAAUGACGUCCCCUGCUUCCGGCCAAUGCCCUUUAUCUGUGAGCGGAAACAGCUGUGACCAACCGUGUCAACUGUGGAA
This is a messenger RNA of Alosa sapidissima (American shad), 652 nucleotides long. RefSeq names its product C-type lectin domain family 4 member E-like. Bases 62 to 631 code for a protein of 189 amino acids. The transcript has 4 exons. The record is from RefSeq and is a predicted model, not a curated record. NCBI's taxonomy places the organism in Eukaryota, Metazoa, Chordata, Actinopteri, Clupeiformes, Clupeidae.